AGCCGCCAGCCUUCUUUUAAACGUUGCUCAUUUUUGCAGACUGCGAUUUUACAGGUUGUCAGGAAGUCACAGGUUGCCGAUGGAAGGGUCGAUAAUGUAUUGACUAGAGGUACUGGAAUUAUAAUAGCUAGUAUUUACACGAAAACCAGCUUGCUUUGAAUUGCCAACCCUAAACAACAUUUGUGCUAUUUAUGCAUAAAUUCGCUAGGACGUUAGACGGUGCAUGAGAUGGAUUCUUCUGCUUAAUCGUUUGCAUCUGACUGAUCAGUUCACGCCGGGCGAGCAUAGUACCUCCCUCCUCCUCUGUCUCCUCGUCUCUCUCGCUCUCUCUCUCUCUGCCUCCCCGCUUCGCUUCUUCUGCGCUGAGCGGAGCGUGUGGCCGUGUUCUGUCAGUGAGGAGCAGCCAGUCCACUGCUGGACCAUUAUUCUUUCUCACGACGGCAGGCGAUGAAUCCAUUUGGCACCGGUACAAUGCGGAGAUAAAUCUGACUUUCAGACCGUGGCAAAGAACAUCCAUGACUGUGGAGGAGUGAGAAUAUUACCUUUGCAACAUCGACCACAACAACCUUUGACGCAUGGAUUCAAAUCGUGGAUUACUGACGUUACGGAGGAAUGGUCGUGAAACCAUGAACUGCAGCUGGGGAACAGAGCUGUGGGACCAGUUUGAUAACCUGGAGAAGCACACCCAGUGGGGCAUUGAGUUUGUGGAGAGGUACACCAAGUUUGUGAAGGAGCGCUCGGAGAUCGAGCUCAACUAUGCCAAACAGAUCAGAAAUCUGUCGAAGAAAUAUCAACCCAAGAAAAACUCCAGAGAGGAGGAGGAGUACAAGUACUCUUCAUGCCGGGCCUUUCUGAUGACCCUGAACGAACUGAACGACUAUGCGGGGCAGCACGAGGUCAUCGCGGAGAACCUGAACACACAGAUCCUCUCGGAGCUGCUGCGCCACGUUCAGGAGCUCAAAGCUGAGAGGAAGUCGCACUUCCAUGAUGGCCGGCGGGCGCAGCAGCAUAUGGAGAACUCCUGGAAACAGCUGGAGUCUAGUAAACGCAGGUUCGAGCGAGACUGUAAGGAGGCGGACCGUGCUCAGCAUUACUUUGAGAAGAUGGACGCUGACAUCAACGUGACUAAAGCUGACGUGGAGAAGGCGCGGCAGCAGGCCCAGAUUAGACACCAGGUGGCGGCGGAGAGCAAGAACGAGUAUCUGAGCUGCCUGCAGAAGUUCAACAAGGACCAGAGUGAACACUACUACACACUCAUCCCCCUCAUCUUCCAGCGUAUACAGGAGAUGGAGGAGAGGCGUAUUGAGCGUGUGGGGGAGAGCAUGCGGACGUACGCUGAUGUGGACCGCAGAGUCCUGCCCAUCGUCAGCAAGUGCCUGGACGGCAUGAACAAGGCCGCAGAGUCCAUCGACCCCAAGAUGGACACGAAGCAGGUGGUGGAGACGUACAAGUCAGGCUUCGAGCCGCCGGGCGAUGUGGAGUUUGAGGACUACAGUCUGUCCAUGCGGCGGGCCGUGUCUGAGUCCAGCUUCCUCAACGCCAGAGGAGAGAACCGCCGCCGCAGCAGGGGGAAACUCUGGCCCUUCAUCAAGAGGAACAAGGGUACCAGCUCAGAGGACUAUAGUCACCUUCCCCCAGAACAGAGGAGGAAGAAACUGCAGGCCAAACUCAACGACAUCACCAAGGACCUGCAGAAGGAGAUGGACCAGAGGGAUGCCUUGGCUAAGAUGAAGGAUGUGUACGUAAAGAACCCUCACAUGGGGGACCCCAACAGCGUUGACCCUCGGCUGGAGGAGAUCACACACAACAUCGACAAACUGCAGCUGGAGACAAGCAAGUUUGAGAGCUGGUUGGCUGACGUGGAGGGGAAGUUGCUGGAGAAGGGCGACGCCCAGAGGAGACAGAGCGCCCACUACGACUCUCAAGGCCACACCCCUGUAGGAAACAACUGCGCUCAGAACCGGGAGAGCCCAGACGGAAGCUACACAGAGGACCAGAGCGUGGAGACCCAGUUCAAGUCGCGCAGCACCGAGUUUGAUGACGAGUUUGACGACGAAGACCCACUGCCCACGAUAGGAACCUGCAAAGCACUCUACCCCUUUGAAGGUCAGAACGAGGGGACGAUCUGGAUGGCAGAGGGCGAGAUGCUGUACGUGAUCGAGGAGGACAAGGGGGAUGGCUGGACGCGUGUGCGGAGGAGCGAGGAUGAGGAAGGCUAUGUGCCCACCUCCUACAUCAAGCUCUACUUCGACACCAGCGCCAAAGGUGCCAUGACCUACAUUUGAGCCGCUACGCUCCGCACUGCACCGCUGGGGUCAGCUGGGGUUGGGGAAACACACACAGUUUAGUGAGUCGGACGUAGAAUGUUUCAUAACAAGGAGCUCAUAGUCUUUGGUCGACCCCCAGGGGCUGCAACAUCCCCAGAUUGUGUGUGUGCAUGCUAGUGUGUGUGUGUGUGUGUGUGUGUGUGUGUGUGAGAGCGAGC
This is a messenger RNA of Alosa alosa (allis shad), 2485 nucleotides long. RefSeq names its product formin binding protein 1a (gene fnbp1a). Bases 576 to 2285 code for a protein of 569 amino acids. Gene Ontology annotation, biological process: endocytosis; signal transduction. The record is from RefSeq and is a predicted model, not a curated record. Gene Ontology annotation, molecular function: protein binding. The transcript has 14 exons. NCBI's taxonomy places the organism in Eukaryota, Metazoa, Chordata, Actinopteri, Clupeiformes, Clupeidae.